CAAAGAUGGCAGAAGAAGCUCCAGCAGUUGCACCGGCAAAGCCCGCGGCGAAAGCCCCCAAAAAGAAGGCAGCACCCCGGCCAAAGAAGGAUGGACCAAGCCUCCCGAACCUGAUCAUCGCUGCUGUGGCGGAGUCCAAGGAGAAGAAGGGACUCUCAGUGGCCGCGGUGAAGAAGGCUUUGGCGGCUAAAGGCGUCGAUGUGGUGAAGUCCAACAAACGGAUCAACACCGCCGUCACUAAGCUGGUGGUUAAAGGCACUCUGACCCAAACUAAAGGCACCGGGGCGUCCGGCUCCUUCAAGCUCGCCAAGGAGGCAAAACCAGAGAAACCAGUCAAGAAGGUGGUGAAGAAGAAAGCCGCGGUGAAAGCCAAGAAGCCCGCAGCUGCCGCUAAGAAGCCCGUUGUCGCCAAGAAGAAGAAGCCGGUAGCAAAGAAACCAGUGGCGGCCAAGAAAUCCCCCAAGAAGGCUCCAGCUAAGAAAGCUGUUGCUGCUAAGAAAGUGGUGAAGAAGACUCCCGUGAAGAAAACUCCAGUGAAGAAGGCGAAGGCGGUGAAGAAGACUCCCGUGAAGAAAGCUCCUGCAAAGAAGAGUGCAGCAGCCAAGAAGGCAAAGAAGUAAACAGCUGAGAUUCAUUCAGCACCCAAAAGGCUCUUUUAAGAGCCCCCCACAUUUCCUAAAGUGCAACUCCUGCUCAUCUCUCACUCACUGCAUCAAUUAGUCAUAUAGGAACUUUAAUCAUAAACAAAUAAAAUGAUCCUUUUUAGGUAUAAUUACCAAUAAUAUAGUCAUAGUACUUAUCUAAAAGUAAGUGUUAAAGCUUUAAAGUUGAUUUUUCAUGAUUUAUACACAACAAAUUAAAUCUAUAGAUGUGUUUUGCAGAUUUUAUUCUGUACAUUACAAUAUAAUAGAACAUAAUAU
Scomber scombrus (Atlantic mackerel) is the source of this 920-nucleotide messenger RNA. RefSeq names its product histone H1-like. NCBI's taxonomy places the organism in Eukaryota, Metazoa, Chordata, Actinopteri, Scombriformes, Scombridae. Gene Ontology annotation, biological process: nucleosome assembly. Gene Ontology annotation, molecular function: DNA binding; structural constituent of chromatin. The record is from RefSeq and is a predicted model, not a curated record. Bases 6 to 620 code for a protein of 204 amino acids. Gene Ontology annotation, cellular component: nucleosome. The transcript has a single exon.